AUGGCUACAAACAGCACUGCUCCCGCGGUUUUUGAGAAGAGAUUGUUGGAGAUGUCAUCCGACAUUUCCAAUGGCAAUUCCACCACUUCGAUAUCAUUGGAAUUAUUGUUGGAUACUUUUUUAGCUUUAUAUACGGACUGCAAAGGGGCUGCUAAUCAGACUGAACAUAUAGUCAAGUUUGUUCAGAAAUAUGAUAAAGUGGCAACUCGACUACAGAAGCAGCGUGUAAAUACUCAGGAUUUCGAUGUGGUCAAAGUGUUGGCUACCGGGGCUAUUGGAAAGGUUUGCUUGGUGAAGGGCAAAUUAGAUGGAAAAGUCUAUGCCAUGAAGGUGUUGAAGAAGAUGGACUUGUUGACACGCCGUGAAGCUGCCUUCUUCAUGGAAGAGAGAAACGUCCUUGUAUUCGCUCAACGAUCUCACUGGUUGACGACCCUCUACGCUGCCUUCCAAGACGAAGAGAAUCUAUAUCUAGUGAUGGAUUAUGUCUCUGGUGGGAGUUUACGAGCCCUCAUAAUGAGCAGAGACGACCCGAUGCCUGAAGAAGAAGCUAAAUUCUAUGUCGCCGAAAUGCUGUUGUCGUUGGAAGAAUUGCAUUCGUAUAACUACGUUCAUCGGGACGUUAAACCUGAAAACAUGUUGAUUGAUGAGACUGGACAUGUUAAAUUGGCAGAUUUCGGGUCCUGCAUGAGGUUGGAUGAGGCUGACAAGAUCACCUCUCAUGAAACUGUUGGGACUCCAGACUACAUUUCGCCUGAAAUAUUACGCGCUUUAGAAGGCGGUGUCAGUUAUGGCAAGGAGUGCGAUUGGUGGUCAUUGGGUAUCAUCCUAUUCGAAUUACUAUUUGAUGAAACACCAUUCUAUGCUGAAUCGUUGACUGAGACCUACGGCAAGAUCAUGGCUCAUGCGACAACAUUCGCUUUUCCUGAGGAUUGUGAAAUAUCGGCUGAUGCUAAGGAUAUCAUAUCAAAGUUGAUAUGUAGCAAAGAAGAGAGAUUGGGCAAAAAUGGACCUGCAGAAAUCAAAGCUCAUCCUUGGUUUAAGGGCAUUGAUUUUGAGAAAAUACGAGCACACAAACCACCAUUCGUACCCGAACUCGACGGCCCAGAAGACACCAAAUAUUUCGAAAACGAAGAAGAUGAAAGCAAGAAAUUCGCAGUGAAAAAGUUGGCCAAGGAUCGAGAAUUUACUGGCCAGAAUUUAAACUUCAUUGGAUACACCUACCUUCAGAACGCUCGCCCCAUAAUUUCAUUCGGUGGAGAUCUAGUCAUGACUGUUGGAAACGGUGUUGCUUCUGGCGGAUCAGCCGAUAAUGUUCGACUACAAUCUCUAGAGACAGAGAUUGAAACAUUGAAGAAUCGACUACAAGCUGAAGUAAAGACUGCCGCUGCUGCUCAGACAGCUGUUAGAGCAGCUGAAGAGGAAGUCAAGAGUGCCAAGAACAAGUUGUCGAAGGAGGUGACAUUACGGCAAGAACUACAAGAACGUAACUCCAUACUAGAAACCGAAAAGAUGAAAACCCAAUCCGAGUUGAACGAUUUACGGCUCCUGAAAAAUGAUGCCAGCCAUGAGAAGGCUGAGCUGGAAGCUAAACUAGCUCAAGUGAAACGAUCUUUGGAUGCCGAUUUGAAGGCUAGAGCCGAGAUUCAAGAAUUAGAAGAUGCCAAAUCGAAACUUGAGUCCGAGUUGAAUGGAUUCAAGAGUGAUUUAGAACGAGAACUGGCCAAUUCUAAAACUCGAGAAGCUAUAUUGUCUGAGUUGACUCGCACCAAGGCAGGAUUAGAUGUAGAAUUGCAGCAAGCUACUCGUAAAUUGCAGGACGAGCUUGAUGCCAAGGUCCCAGUGGAGGCUCGUCUAUCUCAGCUAUCCCAAGAGUUAUCGAAUGAGCAGUCAAGAGCUUCUACACUGGGUCAAGAACGUGUACAGUUAUCUGAACGUGUACAAGCCCUUACCGCCGAGAAUUCAAUGUUGCAAGAGUCACUGACCAAAGAACAAGCAGCCGUUGAAGAAGCCACUCAACGUAGUCUACAAUUAGAGCAAACCAAAGCUGGAGUAGAAGUCGAAUUAGAUGCUCUACAAAAGAAAUGUGAAGCUCUGGAAUCUGAACGUGAUCAACUAAUUGCGUCGUCAAGUAAAGCUCAAGCUGGAUCCGACGAACAAGCAUCAGCCAAACUCGAUAUCGUGACUCGACAAUUGGAUGCUGCUGUUGCUGCUCGUAACAAGGCAACCGAUGAAUUGGCCAUUGUCAACAAACGCAAAGCAGUGCUGGAAGUUGAAGUAGCUGAAUUACGCAAGAAAUUACGAACUCAGGAAGAGUCUACGAUCGAAAGCAAAUCCAAGGCUGUUUCAUUACAAACCCAACUUUCCGAAAUGGCUACCAAAUUAGCUGUAUUGGAUGAUACCAACCAACACCUCUCCAAACAAGUGUCAUCUACAAGUGAAGAGAGCAAAGGAAUGACGAUACGGCACUCAUCUGAGUUGACAUCACUCAAGAAUAGUGUUGCUGCAGCUGCUUCUCGUAUGGACGAAGUCGAAAAGACCAAGAGGUUGUUAGAAGCCGAUCUAGAACAAGCAACCAAGAGAGAAUCGGAAACCAAGGAAACUCUCAAGAAAUUAGAAGCUCGGUUUGCAGAAGUGGAAGCAGCAGUUGGCAAAGAACGAAAAGCCAAGUUUGGUUAUGAAGCACUCUUCCAAGGAAGUGAAGCUGCACGAGAUGAAUUGCAACGUGAAGUUGAGAGACUUCAAGCUCGACACGCUGGCACCAAAGAAGAACACGGCAAAUCAGUACGAGAAUACCAGGAAUCCAUGACUAGACUACGAUUAGAAUACUCAGCAUUAGAAGAACGCCAUGAUUCUGAAACCAAACUAAGAACCAAACUUGAAGAGGAUGUAGCUCGACUGGCUAAAUCCAUAACAACAUUGGAAGAAAGUGUCAAAACCGAACGCCAAGGUCGUAUAGAUACCGAAGAGCAAGUAUCCCAACUCUCAGAAAUGCUGCAAUACGAACGUGACAGUAAUGCUCAACAGCGUGAACGAGAACGCAGUACACGACUUGUCGAAUUGCCAGAAACCAGCAUUGAGAAGCUGAAACAUACUGAUGGCAAAACCACUAUAUCGACUAUUUCAGAUAAAUCUAGUCGCAAGGGAUUCAACAAGUUGUUUUUACGUGGACCAUCACCUACCAAGGACAUGCAACGUAUAUUUGAGACUGAGGAGGACAAUGGUGGCACUAUAUCACAGGGAAGUCCAUUGGGCAGUCAAACUGUUAGUGAAAUGGGAAGUCAUCGCCGCAUGAGCACUGCGUCUAGUCAAGGCAGUCUCAAGUCUAUUCAUGUGUCCGAUGAGAUCAAAGGCUUCAUCAAGGUCCCUAAAGGUGGCAAGGUCAAGAAGGGUUGGGUAGUCAAGUUUGCUGUCGUGAAAGACCACAAGUUGAUUAUCUAUGAUCGUGAAAGGGAUGUUGGAAUGAGUGAUGGUGUUGACUUUUACGAUAUUGCUGGUGAAAUCUUUGUGGUCAAACCAGUCAAACAAACAGAACUCAUCCAUGCAUCUGGUGCUUUAAUCGACUUUAUCUUCCAAAUUCAAAUCAGUAACAAGUCUGGCGUUCCUGCUAGUUCAUCACUUGCUUACGGCAUGGCUAAUUCUGCAUCCACCGCAACCAUGCCAUCCCCAGCAACCUCAUCAAACACUGCCACCUCUGUCGACCUACACAAAAAGAUAUCCAAACUGACUCAAGAAAUCACAGUAAAAGAAAAACUGAUUACCUCUGCUGAAAAAAUGUUGGCUGUUACAAGUGGAGCAAGUCAUAAACAAGUAGAAGGUGAAUUAAUCACCAUACAAGACCAAUUACAAAUCCUGAGAGCCGAAUUAAAGGAAUUAACACAACAACAAUUGCUUGUUGGGGCUGACAAUUUGGAUGAAGCCACCAUUCAAGAGGAUGAGUUCCUACAAGACCUCGCAUUAUGUAAACGAGAAUACGAAAAGGAGAUACAAUUAGAAGAGGGAAGGAAACUAAUCUACACCAAAAUGAUGCAACCGUUGCUUGCAGCCGCCAAACCGAAAAAGCAAGGAUUCUUUGGCACUGGAAGCAGUGCUACAGACAAGCAGUCAGGAACACAAAUUGCUGAAGCUCAAGCCCAAAUUGAGAGUGUGGAGAAGAGGUUGGAGAAACUGAAUGAGGACUUAAGGAUUCUCAACAAUGCAGCAACAAGGGACGCUCAAAUGAGAAUAGUGAAACUUUUCUUGAAAAAGAAUCGUGUUGAGGAGGUUAAAAACCACAAGUUCAAGUUACGGCAGUAUAAUAUGCCUAUAUCUUGUAUGCAGUGUGGAGAUCGACCACAGUUCGGGUCGACGACUGGUCAUGAGUGUACAGCAUGCAAAAUGGUUGUGCAUACGCACUGUGUACAUAGUGUGCAGCAAACUUGUCAGGAUAUAGCAAACACCAAGAACUUGACGCCAUAUUACUUUAUGGCUCAAUCACAACGCGAAAGAGAUCAAUGGAUUCACGAUCUCGAAGCUACAAGACGCGACGUGGACAAGAUGAAAUCUCCAUCCAGUUUCGUCGGAAACUUGCCACACGUAACCACCACGACAACAUUUUCAAGUAAUCUCGCUCACAUUCAGUCAUCAACGAGCUCGUUAACAUCAUCUGCAACAACAUCACCGUUAUCACCUAUGCCCGAGCCUUCAUCAUCGUUGGGUUUACCGCCGCAAUCACCGACAAAACGGUAG
This is a messenger RNA of Synchytrium microbalum, 4725 nucleotides long. RefSeq lists its product as uncharacterized. The record is from RefSeq and is a predicted model, not a curated record. Gene Ontology annotation, biological process: actomyosin structure organization; peptidyl-threonine phosphorylation. The transcript is spliced from 18 exons. Gene Ontology annotation, cellular component: cytoplasm; cytoskeleton. Lineage: Eukaryota; Fungi; Chytridiomycota; Chytridiomycetes; Synchytriales; Synchytriaceae. The coding region runs from base 1 to 4725 and encodes 1574 amino acids. Gene Ontology annotation, molecular function: protein serine/threonine kinase activity; ATP binding.